Molecule: messenger RNA, 2124 nt
Organism: Ogataea polymorpha
Lineage: Eukaryota; Fungi; Ascomycota; Pichiomycetes; Pichiales; Pichiaceae
Exons: 1
Coding region: 280-1005 (241 amino acids)
Cellular component (GO): extracellular region; cell surface; fungal-type cell wall
Molecular function (GO): metallopeptidase activity; integrin binding; zinc ion binding
Source: RefSeq, a predicted model, not a curated record
GAUGCAUUUUUUUUACCACUGCGGUGCAAAAGGAUUGCCUUUUGCACCUAUUCUGGUAACCAAAUCUGCGACUUGUCUAAAGAGGAUAUGUACGGUAACGAAUGUGGCGCCUCGAGGUCGAGAAAGUCAAGAUUUUGCAGCCGAAGACCACCAUAUCUCGAGGCAUCUAACCACCAUGGUCGUAGCUGAAGUCCGGGCAUAUUUCCUAUAAAAGGUCGUCCAAGAUACCACCUUAGCAUCGCACUGAGUAGAGAGCAUAUACCAAACUUGAUAUCCAGCAUGAGAUUCUCUUUCACUUCUUCCGUUUUACUUGCUACGCACGCUGCUGCAGCCACCUUCUACGCGAGCAACUCCACAAAUGCACUUGAAGAGUUAUCACUCAGCGGUGCAUACGGCUGGUCAAGCCCUCAAUUUGCCCCAAUCCUUCACACUUGCAAUGAGACUUACACUAGAAUAAUCAAUGCUCAUCUACAAGAUUCGUUGGAGGCGGCUGCCUUCGCCAGAAACCGUCUGAUGGAGUACGGUAAAGAUGACGAAAUCUUUAUGAGAUGGUUCGGUGACGGAAGCAUCUACGAGGUCAUCGGUCUGCUCGACUAUCUUGUUGAAGCAAACAAGGAUCAAAUCAGCUGGCGUUGCGAUGACAUCUCCGACAAGUGUGAUCCUAACCCUACCUGGGGAGGGUACAGUUAUGAAGAGUCUCAAAACGUGCUUUGCCCAUACUUUUUCCAGGAAAGAGUUGCUCUCUCGAAAAUGUGCUUUGAUGGCACGAUUGUUGAGACUACUCCAAAGCACUAUGGUGGAAUUGACAUGCUGCACCGCUACCUCCAUCUUCCUGCUAUGAACACGGAGUAUAUCCAAGAGUACUAUGAGGAGAUCGACGAAAUCUUAGACUUGGCGCAGAAUAAUGCCACCUUUGCCACCAGAAAUGUUGACAGUUACCUGUACUACAUUGCAGAGGUCUAUGCCGAGUCUGUGGUUCCAGGCGGAUGUCUUGGAGAUUUGUAGUUCAGUUCUAGAACAUCACUUUCUUAAAACAAUUUUUCUUUAAUAAAACGUUCCAUCCCUGGCCAGGGUUACCUUUAGUUCCCCAUGUACCUUUCCACAGCCAAAAGCAGGAGAUUCGUAGGGCAGAAGCAAAAUUCUCGAUUCUCCACAUGAGAUAAUUUUGAUCUUUUUGAUGAAUCAUUGACGUACCUAUGACCGCAAACAACCAUGUGCAUAUCGAAGAGGUUUGGGAAUGGAACGCCAACUUUUCCAGGUCUUUUGCUGGCAUCCAUUCUGGGGUAAAGAAGUUUUGUGAGCAGGCAGUAGACAGCCUUCGCCAUAAUCCGAGCUGUGCAACAGCUAUCCUCAAGUUUUCUUCGCACAUGUUUCGGUUGAACAAACUUGACAUCUGGUGGAAGCAAAGACACAAUAAAGUAUUUGGCUGCACUAUGAACCUGUACAGCCAGUGCCUCAUGCUGUGGAUUAAAUAGGUAAUAGUGCCAAAGCCAACUAGCUUUUGCAACCAAUUCAAUUGCACACAGUGCAACACCCACCAUGGGAUUGUUCAUCCAGGGUACGGGACACUGGUAAAGAGGGGUCUUCAGAAAUGGACGAAACUCGUUGAAAAUAUCAAAAGGUGAUCCAAGCUCUAAUAGCCAUUCUUUUUGACAGAGAACUAAAAUGAUAGAGUAGUUGAAGAGAAAACUUUCUAACAGUGUUCUAUCAGUGGAUCUUAAUGGUACCUGUUUCUCUUCAACCACAGGAUGCGAUAUAUCAUCCAAGUAGUCUAAAGGAGGCGGCUCUUUCACUCUAAUGAUUGCAGAAAUAGCUGGCCAACUUCUUAUGACUUCAAGAGCCAAUUUGAGGUAUGUCACUGUCCGAAACGUGUUGUUUCCGUGAUAUUUCUCGCGCAGACACAAGUAUAUCCGCUACGGCUGCAGGCUGAAGAAAUUGGUUUGUCUCGCAACAUUUCACUUUCCUGUUACGACCUUGAUGGAUUGUUAACGUCAAUAUUUAUCAAACAAUCACUGUCAGACUUACAAGACAAACAGCCGGCCGACCUCUUUCUCCUUGUUGUGCGUACAAGUUUUUGCUCUUUUUUGUCCAUCGUCCGUUCAUUGCAACACUUUUAGUUAAAAC